This is a messenger RNA of Hibiscus syriacus, 865 nucleotides long. RefSeq names its product NDR1/HIN1-like protein 1. Gene Ontology annotation, biological process: defense response to other organism. Lineage: Eukaryota; Viridiplantae; Streptophyta; Magnoliopsida; Malvales; Malvaceae. Bases 35 to 664 code for a protein of 209 amino acids. The record is from RefSeq and is a predicted model, not a curated record. The transcript has a single exon.
AGAGAGGUCCCUCCCUCGUUAUCUUACGCAAACCAUGUCGUCAAAGGAUUGCCACCACCAUGGCAAAAGCCGUGGGAAAUUAGUCCGAAGAAUCAUAGCCGGCGUUGUCAUCUUCCUCCUGGUUGUUCUUAUCACAAUCCUCAUUAUUUGGGCUAUCCUUCGUCCCAACAAGCCCAGGUUCAUCCUCCAGGACACCACCGUCUACGGCUUCAACGCCUCCGUCCCCAAUUUCCUCUCCUCCAGUUUCCAAGUCACCGUGACGUCUCGGAACCCGAACGACAGGAUCGGGAUCUACUACGACAGGCUCGACAUGUACGCCACUUACAGGAACCAACAAAUCACGCCCCGCACUGCAAUCCCUCCCACUUACCAGGGUCACAAGGAGGUCAACGUUUGGUCGCCGUUCAUUAAUGGGGACAUGGUUCCUAUCUCGCCGGACUUUUCCGUGGCUUUGGGGUCGGAACAGGCUGCCGGCUCGGUUUUCCUAACUAUCAAGAUUGACGGACGGGUGAGAUGGAGAGUUGGAGCUAUCGUUACCAGAAGAUACAAUCUCCACGUUAGAUGUCCGGCUUAUAUCACUUUCGGAGGCAACAGUAACGGCGUUAUCGUCGGCGAUAAUGCUGUUAAGUUUCAGUUCGUGACUAGCUGCAGCGUUAGUGUCUGAAGUUGGAAAACACUGAGGAUUGAGGAAGAAGAUAAAGAAACUAACAACGUCAAGUCCCAAUCUUAAUCUCUCGUCUCCCUCGAUUUUAUUUUAUCUGAAGUCGUUUGUUUUUUCACGAGGAAAUUGUACACUUUGCUAUAGAAUAAAUGGAGAAAAAAAAAUUAAAGGAGUGAUACGAAGCAAAAUUUAAAAUAAAAAUGU